This is a messenger RNA of Salvia miltiorrhiza (redroot sage), 2067 nucleotides long. RefSeq names its product probable E3 ubiquitin-protein ligase ZFP1. The transcript has 7 exons. The record is from RefSeq and is a predicted model, not a curated record. Lineage: Eukaryota; Viridiplantae; Streptophyta; Magnoliopsida; Lamiales; Lamiaceae. Bases 275 to 1894 code for a protein of 539 amino acids. Gene Ontology annotation, molecular function: ubiquitin protein ligase activity.
AAAAUUAAAGUAAGCUAUACAUAAAAAGGUAUACAUUAACCAUCAUCAUAAACAUCAGGGAGAUUAUAAUUAACUUGUGAUUUUCCAUUAAAACUCCCUUUCUCUCCAAAUUGCAGGAAACCCAUCUUUCGUUUCAGAUCCGUAAUCUUCAUCCACUGUUCACCCUUCAAUUUGGAGUUGUAAGUUACUAUUUAAUUGAUUUCUUGUGAGUAUCAAAGAUUGGAACUUGCAAAAUCUUGAGGCUCUUUCAUGUUAAAAAGGCACCUGACUGGAUAUGGGGCAUCGGAACAUUCAGUUCAUGAGACAUAUGAUUGAUCCAGAAACAGAUCAAGGCCCUGGCCAGCAAUUUCCUGAUCCUUGCAUCUUUUAUUCUAGUGUCCCAAACUUCCCUCAGCCUAAUCUACAGUCAGUUGUUUCUGCACCAGGAAGCCAGUGUAAUUUUAACAUUCACCCGACUGCAGAAUAUCAUGAUAACUCUAUCUUCUAUAGUAUGCAACCAUACACCAGUGUCCAGCCUCAGUAUCAAGUUGCAAGCCUUGACGUAGCUGUUGCUGCACCAUCCAGCCAUUAUAAUCCAUAUUUGGCACCGCCAUCUAGAAGGAGAGAUUUUCCUGUUCAAGUAAAUCAUGGGGCACUUGAUCAAUUUUCGCUGUCAACAACUCACGGGAUUGUUGGUAUUCCUACAGACAGCUACUACAGAAACAUGCCCUGCAUGGAUGGUGUCAGAGGAUCAUUUAAGAGUAAGAAUUCUGAGGGGGCUCCUAAUUAUCAGCAUCAAAGUGCUUCAUCCAGCUCUAGUUCUUCGGUUACCCCUAUAACUGCUAGGCCAGCUGAGCCUGAUAUUACUCAGGCUAACACGGCCAGUUAUAUGCCACCUGAAUACAGUGGGAAUGAUCCUGCAUCAGGUGUUGAAUAUAGAUCACUGGCAAGUGUGAGGAACAGGGCUAAUAUGGUAGGAUUGCAGUCGGGCCAGGCUCAUAAUGCUAAUCGUGUGAUCCAAGGAAACUAUAUUGCUCCACCUGUUCAGUUACCUGGAAACCCUUGGUUGGAUAGCAAUUUUGGUGCAAACAACGGUGAUACUGCAUGGCCACAUUCUUCUAAUUUACCCUAUAGACAUGCUAGUGCAAAUGGAGUGUGUGUUGAAGCUGGUGUUCAAGGUUAUCCAUUAAGAGCCAUUAACAGAGGUCCAGCUGGUUUCAUGCAUCCUCUGUAUGCUCAAGGUCCUCUGAACCAUCCCCGUCCAACUCAACCAUUGCAAGUGGUCACUGUUAACCGCCCAUCACAGGUGGCUACAUCUUCACAUAGGAUCCCUACGAGUAGUUCGUCAAAUAUGGGCAUAAAUGCUACUCUAGAUGUGGUUGAUGUUGGGCCGACAUUUCUGGCCCAUGUUCCACCAUCAGGCUUUCGGUUGUACCGGCCUCAUGGAAGAGAAAACGUAAUUGAUCCGAACAUCAGAUAUCGCAACCUUCCAAAUUUAAGAGUUUUGCCAGAAGAUGAAGUUGCAAUGCUUGAGAUUUCUGGUUAUCACGAAGUUGGUGCUACCCUUGAUCAGCACCGAGAUUUGCGUUUGGAUAUAGAUCACAUGUCUUAUGAGGAGCUUCUUGCAUUGGGAGAACAGAUAGGCAGUGUUGGCACCGGAUUAUCUAAGGAAUUCAUUCAAUGUAAUUUGAAAGUAAGAACUUUUAAAUCGUUGCCAACUCGUGUCAAUCUUGAAGCUACAAAUGAUCAGCAAAGAACCAACUUUUGUGCUGUAUGCCAGACCGAUUACGAGCCUGGACAAAAAAUUGGAACCCUCGAAUGCGGACAUGAAUAUCAUAGUGAGUGCAUAAAGAAGUGGUUGCUUAUGAAGAAUAGUUGCCCUGUGUGCAAAUCCCCAGCCCUGAGAGUCGAUUGAUGUUGGAGUUGGCCCAAAAGUUUGAACCUCUUGGUAAUUAUUCUAUAAUCAAGAGUAGUUGAUUCAUGUAUUAUAUUUUUGUAUAUACAUGCAAAAGUAUUACUGCCUCCCAAAAUGUAUAGACCCAUUUGUUUGUUGUGGUUAUCAUGAAAAAAACAGUAUUUAAGUUCCUA